AUGUUCGAGAUGCGGGGUGACGACAUGGCGCGCGUCGUGUCGGACCUGAUCCGGGAGAGGCUUAUCGAGCCGUACGUGGACGCCGACCUGAGGUCUUUCGAUCUGUCAAUCGACCAUCGCAACCAGACCAAUGACACGGUCACCCUGGAUGCCGCCCAGGCGCUCAAGGUACACAACGUGCGCGGCGUCAAGUGCGCCACCCUCAGGGUCGAGAAGGACGUUCUCGAGAAGUACCACUUCAAGCGCACGUGGAUGUCACCCAACGGCGCCAUUGGCAACGCCCUCGGUGGUGACGUGUUCCGGAAGCCCAUCGCCUGCCGCAAGAUGCCUCCGCUCGUGAAGCAGUGGCGCAGGCCCAUCAUCAUCGCGCGCCACGCGUUCGGCGACCAGUACAAGGGCCAGGACUACGUGGCCCCCGGAUCAGGCACGCUCCAGAACAAGUACUCGCCUACCAUGGGAGCUCCCUACAACAAUCACGCUUUUUACCUGCCCGUGCGCGGGACUUUGCGGGAGGAGUUGGCAUGCAGCUCCCCAAGGGGGAGUGCCUCGAGCUGCACGCCAUGCCAAGAUUCUACCAGGCCCUUGAAGAUGCUGCUGCCAGCCAAGCUUCAAGGACAGCUGCCUCCCAGCAAAGUCCUGGCCGUAGGGGACCUGUUGCAGGCCAGCCACGGAGUGUGUAUGUUCUUACAGCGUGGCCACUGCCAGCCAGCUCACCUUGCGGCUUUAGAGACUCCAGAAACGAGUGGCUCCACCAGGCGAGUGGCACACGCAGUUGCACUUUGA
Messenger RNA from Dermacentor silvarum, 783 nucleotides. RefSeq names its product isocitrate dehydrogenase [NADP] cytoplasmic-like. Gene Ontology annotation, biological process: isocitrate metabolic process. The transcript is spliced from 3 exons. The record is from RefSeq and is a predicted model, not a curated record. Gene Ontology annotation, cellular component: cytosol; peroxisome; mitochondrion. NCBI's taxonomy places the organism in Eukaryota, Metazoa, Arthropoda, Arachnida, Ixodida, Ixodidae. The coding region runs from base 1 to 783 and encodes 260 amino acids. Gene Ontology annotation, molecular function: isocitrate dehydrogenase (NADP+) activity.